CACAACUCAUGCCCGCAUGAUCAUCUUCACUUCACCCAACUGGUAAAUCACUAGUAAUAUAUUUCUCUUUUGUGGAAAACUCCACUUGCCACUUGUCAUUGACGAACAUUGAAAACUUUUUCUUAUUUCUUUUUUCUGGGGUAAAAUUUUUUCCAUCAAAUAUAGAGUGUAUACUACAAUGGAGCUGCCAUGGAUUUCGUAUGUACGGCCCAAAGUCAGUAAGGCCUGGCUUGACCCGGAAUAUCUGAGUCAAUAAGGCCCAAAGUCAACAAUACUUCAAUCCCCUCCAAAAAUCUGACAAAAACUCCAAAAGCGGUUUAAGAAACAAAAAUUCAAACCGUACACUGCACUUCGCUUGUAAAUCUACUUGCUAGGGUUCUUAUUUCCAAGAUGGCAAAAUCAAUGAAACUGGCGGGCCUUAAAUCCGUCGAAAAUGCCCACGACGAGUCCGUUUGGGCUGCCACGUGGGUUCCCGCCACCGACACCCGCCCGGCCCUUCUGUUAACUGGGUCCCUAGACGAAACCGUCAAACUGUGGAGGCCCGACGAGCUGGAGCUCGUCCGCACCAACACCGGCCACUGUCUCGGCGUCGUUUCGGUGGCCGCCCAUCCUUCCGGCGUGAUCGCUGCCUCCGCCUCCCUUGACAGCUUGGUUCGCGUGUUUGACGUCGACACCAACGCCACCAUCGCCACUCUCGAAGCUCCUCCCUCUGAGGUCUGGCAAAUGCAAUUCGAUCCCAAGGGUACAACACUUGCAGUUGCUGGUGGGGGUAGUGCAUCAAUCAAGCUGUGGGACACUGCAACGUGGAGGUUGAUUUCAACUUUAUCAAUUCCUCGUCCUGAAGGACCGAAGCCCUCUGAUAAAAGCAGCAGCAAGAAGUUUGUCCUAUCUGUUGCAUGGAGUCCUGAUGGAAGACGUCUUGCUUGUGGCUCAAUGGAUGGCACGAUUUCUGUUUUUGAUGUAGCUCGUGCCAAAUUUCUACAUCACCUUGAAGGCCAUUACAUGCCCGUUAGGUCUCUAGUGUUUUCUCCAGAGCCUGAUUCACGGAAGCUAUACUCGGCAUCUGAUGAUGGUCAUGUGCAUAUCUAUGAUGCUGAGGGGAAAGCUCUAAUUGGGGCCAUGUCAGGUCAUGCUAGCUGGGUGUUGAGUGUGGAUGUAAGCCCUGAUGGAGAGGCUAUUGCAACAGGCUCAAGUGACAAAACUGUAAGACUAUGGGAUUUUAAGAUGAGAGCAGCUAUACAGACAAUGAGCAAUCACACAGACCAGGUUUGGGCAGUGGCAUUUCGACCUGGUGGAGGUCGCCUUGCUAGUGUGUCAGAUGACAAGAGUAUAUCACUAUAUCAUUGUUCCUGAUUGUUCAUGGCUUGUUGAGAUUUAAAACACUAAGGAUUUGGUUUCAUUACAGGAUGUUGCUACAUGUUUAGCUAUCACUGAUCCAAUGAAUAUGAAACUCGUCAUUAGACUUUGUUCUGUUUUUUUUUUCUUGUUUUUAUAAAUGAUCAGAUAAAAUUCUAGCACAA
Messenger RNA from Theobroma umbraticum, 1520 nucleotides. It is a transcript of the gene VIP3, whose product is annotated as Transducin/WD40 repeat-like superfamily protein. The record is from RefSeq and is a predicted model, not a curated record. NCBI's taxonomy places the organism in Eukaryota, Viridiplantae, Streptophyta, Magnoliopsida, Malvales, Malvaceae. Gene Ontology annotation, cellular component: Cdc73/Paf1 complex. Gene Ontology annotation, molecular function: protein binding.